AUGCCCCGGAAGGCGGGGAACGCGGAAGAGGCCGAGGCCGGCGCGGAGGAGGCGGACGCGGAGGCGUCCGGCCCGGAAGAGUCCCACCCGGAGGAGCUCGGCUCCCAGCAGGAGAUGGAGGCAGGGCGGCCGCGGCGGAUGCUGGGCUCAGUGAACACGCGCGAGCCGUCCCAGGUCAUCUUCUGCAACCGCAGCCCGCGGGUGCUGCCCGUGUGGCUCAACUUCGACGGCGAGCUGCAGCCCUACCCGAGGCUGCCCGCCGGCACGGGCCGCCGCAUCCAUAGCUGCCGGGGUCAUCUUUGGCUCUUCCGAGAUGCUGGGACAUCUGCUGGGCUUCUAGUUAACCAAACCGAGCUGUUUGUGCCGUCUCUCAAUGUUGAUGGACAGCCUAUUUUUGCAAACGUCACACUGCCAGUGCACACCCUGAAAGAGCAGUGCCUCCAGGUUGUGCGAAGCCUAGUCAAGCCUGAGGAUUACAGGAGACUGGACAUCGUGAGAUCCCUCUACGAAGAUUUGGAAGACCACCCAAAUGUGUGGAAGGACCUGGAGCAGUUGCCCCAGGAGCAUAUUGAAAAUCAGUGGAUGGCAGAGGAGACUGAAGAUUUUAAUUGAAAUGUACACUCCUGGGUCUCGGCUUUUGACAGUCCUGACAAGUCUCGAUCUAGAUCUAGGGCUGGUCACUUUUUCUCGGCUUCAAAGUGUCUCAUUCUUUGAGUAAAAAUGCUCCAUUGCUUAAAAGAAAGUUAACUGACCUCACUACUGGGCACUGUGAUGUUUAAGGGCAAAUAUCACAAAAUGUAAUUUAAUGCCUGUCCCUUCUAGAAGUAUUUAUCAAGGGAAAGGAGUUGCAUUUUUGUCUCCUAGUGAGUCAGGAAAGUUUCUGUGUAAGGACUUUUGUGUAAGUAAUUCAGUGAGAAUUGUAGCUUAUUCUUGAGUUGUAGGAAAGCAGUGGCGUCUGCUUUUCAUUCCUGUAUCAUGGUGAUGUGCCCGUGUCCCGCUCUGAGAGACCAAGGUGUCCUUGGGGCAGGGGAAUAGCCGUCGGCUCUUUGAGACUCCAGUGCCUUGCACGUAAUGAGCCUUACCUCAGUGUUUGUUGAAUGAACAAACCAGUGGCUACUUUGGUAGAAAGUGUUAGAGGUUUUCACCCUUUUUUUUGAGAGCGGGUGGUAGUGGGGACCUUAAAGUAUAUACAGUAAACGAAUGUUUUCAAGGGCAUCAAUGUUAUAGAAAGCAGUUUUUAUAAUUUGCUAAAUCGUGGCUUUUCUCUGUCCGCUGUUGUCGCAGGGCUGUUUUAUUUCUGUUUCUAAGCCAGGAUUAGCUUUCUACAGUUCUUAUUGAUGAUAGCUUUUUUGAAACUUGCUAUCUGCACAGAAGAUAGGAGAAAAUAGCUGUCCCCUUGUCAUAUUAUUAAAGAGCUACUCCUGUACUAUAAAUAGGUUUUUGCCAAAUGUGGGUACUUCUGUUCCUUUUUGUAAAUCCAUGACAUUUUCGUUCGAUUCAGCAGUUUUUCAUCAGGCAGGAUCUGGUGACACUUUGCACCUGGCUGGAGGAGAGGACAAAGCCCUCCAGCCUCUUGGAAGUUACUGCUAACACACCUUGGAUUCAGAGGGUAGCCUGGAAUGUUUUCUAAUUUUAUACAUGUACAGAUCCUUUCCUAUAGGCUGGACUUAAAUUCAUUAACUCAAAUUCAAUACUUCUAUCAGGCAUCCUUUUUUGGUAGCUAAUCGUUAAAAAAAACAAAAA
Molecule: messenger RNA, 1743 nt
Organism: Balaenoptera musculus (blue whale)
Lineage: Eukaryota; Metazoa; Chordata; Mammalia; Artiodactyla; Balaenopteridae
Product: von Hippel-Lindau disease tumor suppressor-like
Source: RefSeq, a predicted model, not a curated record